AUGAUGUGCCACCUCAACAAGUCCUUGUAUGGUCUCAAGCAGGCACCCCGAGCCUGGCACAGCAGGCUCGCCUCCUUCCUGUUGUCCCUUGGAUUCACUGAGGCUCAAUCGGACAACUCCCUUUUCAUUCUCCGCCGUGGCACCGACACUGUCUACCUCUUACUCUAUGUUGAUGACAUCGUACUGACUGCAUCCUCUAGCAGGCUUCUUCAGUGGAUCAUUUCAGCACUGCAGUCUGAGUUUCCGAUGACGGAUCUUGGGGCUCUCCAUCACUUCCUCAGCAUCAGUGUAUCUCGGCACUCCUCCGGUCUCCUGCUAAGUCAACGACAAUAUUGCAUCGACAUCCUGGAACGUGCAGGCAUGACUAACUGCAAGCCCUGCAACACUCCCGUUGAUACCUGUGCCAAGCUAUCUAGCAUUGAGGGCGCCCCGGUUGCUGACCCGACGGAUUUUUGCAGUCUCGCUGGUGCACUACAGUACCUCACCUUCACUCGUCCUGACAUCUCUUAUGCUGUACAGCAAGUCUGCCUUCACAUGCAUGACCCUCGUGAACCCCAUCUCAGUGCGCUCAAACGGAUUCUGCGCUAUAUUCGAGGUACUUUGGACUUGGGCCUCCACAUCCAACGCUCUGCCAAAGACGACCUCGUCGUAUAUUCUGAUGCAGACUGGGCAGGUUGUCCCAACACCCGGAAGUCCACUUCCGGUUAUGCCGUCUUCCUUGGUGACAACUUGGUGUCCUGGUCCUCCAAACGCCAGAACACGGUCUCCCGCUCCAGUGCCGAGGCCACCUGGCUCCGCCAACUACUCCAUGAGCUCCACUCCCCUCCGUCCAAGGCCACUAUGGUGUAUUGCGACAAUGUCAGUGCGGUCUACCUUUUGUCCAAUCCCGUGCAACAUCAACGGACAAAGCAUGUUGAGAUUGAUCUCCACUUCGUCCGUGAAAAGGUCGCCGUCGGUGCUAUUCGUGUCCUCCACGUGCCCAUGACGUCUCAAUACGCUGACAUCUUCACCAAGGGACUUCCUUCACCGGUCUUCACCGAGUUUGGUUCCAAUCUCAACGUCCGCUAG
Phragmites australis (common reed) is the source of this 1068-nucleotide messenger RNA. RefSeq lists its product as uncharacterized. Bases 1 to 1068 code for a protein of 355 amino acids. The record is from RefSeq and is a predicted model, not a curated record. NCBI's taxonomy places the organism in Eukaryota, Viridiplantae, Streptophyta, Magnoliopsida, Poales, Poaceae. The transcript has a single exon.